Messenger RNA from Ochotona princeps (American pika), 587 nucleotides. RefSeq names its product heterochromatin protein 1-binding protein 3-like. The record is from RefSeq and is a predicted model, not a curated record. Lineage: Eukaryota; Metazoa; Chordata; Mammalia; Lagomorpha; Ochotonidae. The transcript is spliced from 3 exons. Gene Ontology annotation, cellular component: nucleus; chromosome. Gene Ontology annotation, biological process: heterochromatin organization. Bases 17 to 298 code for a protein of 93 amino acids. Gene Ontology annotation, molecular function: nucleosome binding; DNA binding.
UAAAAAGAAGGGGUGGAUGGAGCAGAUCUCUGGAAAAGGAUUCAGUGGCACCUUCCAGCUCUGUUUUCCCUGUUACCCCAGCCCGGGGGUUCUGUUUCCAAAGAAAGAGCCAGAGGAUUCUGAGGAUGAGGAUGAAGAUGACAAUGAGUCAUCAGAGCAUGACUCUGAGGAUGAGCAGCCGCCACCUAAGAGAAGGUUGCAGAAGAAAACCCCAGCCAAGUCCCCAGGGAAGGCUGCAGCCAUGAAACAAAGGGGGUCCAAGCCUGCACCUGAAGUUCCAGCUGCUGUACGGGGGUAAGUGAGGCCUCUGCCCAAGAAAGCCCCUCCAAAGGCCAAGACGCCAGCCAAGAAAGCCAGGCCUUCCCCCCACCCCAGUCACUAAGAAACCCGCUGGUGGCUCUUCAAAGAAGCCUGCAGCCAGAGCAAGAAAGGAAGUGAAACUGCCUACUAAAGGCAAAUCUACUGUGAAGAAAUCUUUCAGAAUAAAAAAGUAAAUUUUAUAGGAAAUAAGGGUAUCAUGAUGGAAUUCAAAAUCUUAUUUUCUAAGGUCAGUGUGCAUUUGUUUUAGUUUUGGUGUUUUUAAAACU